AUGGUGUCUGGUGUAAAAUAUCAGCUAGAUAUGCAAUCUAUAGAAGAUUUUUAUGUGGUACAAGGCGGCUACUACUGACUCAAUGUCUACAAACCCACGCGCCUGCUAAGCUUCAUAACAGAGGAGGGGUACAACUACAAAGUGCUAAGACGAAUUUUAUAGCUUUACUUUUCAAAGGCCUCACGACAAAUAUUUCUACUCUUAAAAUAGUCGGUGGUUAUUUUCAGUCAGAAUAUUGUAUUAUAUUGUUUCCUUUACACAACAAGGAAUUUGCUACUGAUCUUCCUCUUACUGAUUCAGUGAACCGUUUUUUUUCCGCGUACAAGAAAAUUCAAUUUUCUAUUCUCAAAUUCUUAAAAGGGAGGAGACACUGGCAAGGGAUUUUUGUGGUACUUAAAAUAAAUCAAAGUUAAGAUCCAUCAAUCAGAUGGAGCUUGCUGGGUCAGUUAUAGAACUUGUAAACAAGUUAUGGACUCCAGUAGGAACCCGCUGGGAAUAUCAUAGACACAUGGACCAAUAUGUGAGUAAUUUGAGAAGGAAAGUGAAUGAACUAAACAGUCGGAAGGAAGAUGUAGCUUCAAGAUUAAGUGCAGAGCUUAUUCCAGGGAAAUUACCUAGAAAAGAGGUUGAGCUUUGGUUGCAAAAUAUAGAGACUAUCAAUGGUGAAACUUUUGCAAUUGAGCAAGAAGUUGCGAAGCGGAAAUAUCUUUCACGUGCACGCUUGGCAAAACUUGCUUUUAAGAAGAUACAAGAAGUGGAGGAUCUUCAUCAAAAGGGUGAUUUUGGUGACAGUUUGGUGAUUGAUACACCUGCAGAUGUUGGAGAGAUCUUACCUGCAACAACAUUAGUAGGUGAAACAGCGAAAAGGAAGAUGGAAGAAAUUUGGACAUGCUUGAUGGAUAAUGAUGUUAGAAAGGUUGGAAUUUAUGGCAUGGGUGGUGUUGGAAAAACAACCAUUAUGAAGCAUAUCAACAACAGACUCCAAAGAGGCCAUGACAAAUUUGAUAAUGUGAUUUGGGUGACAGUGUCAAAAGCACUAAACCUUGGGAACUUACAGAAAGACAUUGCAGCUGCAUUGAAUCAAGAUUUUGCACAAUAUGAGGAUGAAACAAGAAUGGCUGUCAAGUUAUUUGCAUGGCUGCGAGUAAAGAAAAACUGGUUGUUAAUCCUUGAUGAUAUGUGGGAAGCAUUCAAUCUUGAGGAUGUAGGAAUUCCUGAGCCUACACCUGAUAAUGGAUGCAAAUUAGUAUUGACAACUCGAUCGCUUGACAUUUGUCGGAGCAUGGAUUGCAAGGAUAUCAAAAUGGAGCUUCUUACUGAAGAGGAGGCAUGGAACUUAUUUGUGGAAAAAGUUGGAUAUCAAGUUUUUAUUACCCCAGAAUUAGAAGCAACAGCAAAACAAGUUGCUGAUGAAUGUGCCUGCUUGCCUCUUGCAAUUAUCACUAUAGCUGGUAGUAUGAAGGGCGUAGAUGACAUAUAUGAAUGGGAAAAUGCUCUAGAGGAGUUGAGGGAAUCUACAAAGGGGCUUAGUGACAUGGGUAAGGUGUUUGAGCAGCUAAAAUUUAGUUAUGCGCGUUUGAAAGAUGACAAGUUCAGGCAGUGUCUCAUAUAUUGUGCAUUAUACCCGGAAGACUUUUUGAUCAAAAGGACAGAGCUGAUAAGGCAUUUGAUUGGUGUAGGAAUAGUAGAUAAAAUGAAAAGUAGGCAAGCAGAGUUUGCCAAGGGAUAUGCUAUGCUAAACAAGCUUGAAAAUGCUUGUCUUUUGGAAAGCAUUUAUGAUAAGAAAUAUGUGAAGAUGCAUGACCUAAUUAGGGACAUGGUAAUUCAAAUGAAAAGCAUGGAUCAUCAAUUCCUUGUAGAAGCUGGAGUUCGGUUAAGAGAAUUGCCAAAUGAGGACAGAUGGAUGGAGGAACUUGAGAGCGUAUCCUUGAUUGACAAUCACAUAUCAGAAAUUCCUUCUAGAUUGUCACCAAAAUGUCCAAAACUUCAAACCAUGUUACUGGCACAGAAUAAAGAUCUGGUUAGAAUUCCAGAUUCUUUCUUUUCAUGCAUGCAUGUUUUGAGGCUUCUAGAUCUUUCUUAUACUGGAAUUAAGAAUUUACCAAACUCCAUCUCCACAUUGGUGAAUCUUGUUGCAUUAUAUCUUAAGCAUUGCAAACUAUUGCAGUCCGUGCCUUCUGUAGCAAAGCUAGGUGCACUAAGGGAGUUGGAUCUCAGAUAUACUGGAAUCCAACAUGUACCUGAAGGCAUGGAAAGUUUGAUCAAUCUCAGGUAUCUUAAUCUCUAUGUGCAAGAUCUAGAGUUACCAAUCGGAAUAUUACCAAAACUCUCUUGCCUUGAAUACUUGCGACUGUGGUGGAGAUCAAAAAAUUUGAAAGUAAAAGGUGAGGAAUUGGUAGGCUUGAAAAUGAUAGAAAAAAUUGAAUGUCAAUUUUACAGUUUAUCUAGUUUUAAUAUAUUUGUUGGGUCUCUGCAUGGCCGAGUCUUGAGAAAGUACUUUCUACAACUGGGAAAGGAGGACUUGCAUAAACCUGGAGACUUCAAAAAAGUUGUAAGAAUAAUUGAUUAUGGCAUCAGUGAAGAAGGCAUAGAAGAUUCACUUUUGGUCCCAAUUGAUGUUGAGUACCUGAGUAUUGAGAGGUGCCACAAUUUCAAAACAUUGAGCUAUUUUUCAACACAGAAGAAUGAAAAUCAUUUUAAUUCAGGAAAAGAGAGCUUGGCAAUGACAUCAUCUUCUUUGCAUGCUACACCACAAUCAGUUCUUCCUAGUGCCUUUUCCAGUCUCACAGUUCUCAAAAUCCAAGGUUGUUCAAAUAUAAGGAGUCUGUUCAAACCUGGGUUGCUUCUACUACUUCAAAACCUUGAAGAGGUUCUUAUUUAUGACUGCCCACAAAUGAAGCAGUUUUUAGCAGCUACAACAACGGAUGAGCAGGAAGCAAGCAGCAGCAACCAUUUACCAAUGGAAAAUAAAGAUAUUGCCAUGAGGUUUGUUCUCCCCAACUUGAGGAGUCUCUCUUUGUGUAAGCUACCAGAAUUAAAGAGCAUCUGUCUGGGGUUGGUGCUUUGUCCUUCUCUCCUUUACAUGACAAUUAGUGGAUGUCCAAAUAUAAGAAGGCUCCCGCUUGAGCUUCCAAUUGUUGAUGGUGAAGCAUUUCCUCCACCUAAUCUCGAACAGAUCUAUGUUCAAGAUGAAAAAUGGUGGGAAUCACUGGAAUGGGAUCAACCUGGCUCUAAGAUUGCCCUUCAACCUUUCUGCAAAUUUCUAUAUAAUUAAUGCAAUCUGACAAGGAUAAGCUGUUCAAGGAUCUGCAAAUGCUCAGGCAAGCAUUAUUUUCUAGCUAGGCUAUACUAUUAUCUAUCCUUAAAAGGCUCAAAGCUCACGAGGAGCUUGUUUGGGGUAAAUGAAUUCCAUAAAAUUGUAUGGAAUUCAUUUAUAAAUCCCAUUUUUCAUGUUUGGUAUAAAUAAAAAUACAUUUGAAGUUCCAUAUGUUUAAUUCUA
Messenger RNA from Jatropha curcas, 3499 nucleotides. The record is from RefSeq and is a predicted model, not a curated record. Lineage: Eukaryota; Viridiplantae; Streptophyta; Magnoliopsida; Malpighiales; Euphorbiaceae.